CUCUAUAAAUACCAGCCCAAACACACAACUGGAAAUCAUAGCAAACUACAAAGCUCUUACAUACAUUACAUUCUUGCAUACCAUACCACCUCUUCAAGCCUUUUACUAACCAUGUCGAACACCUGCGGCAACUGUGACUGCGCUGACAAGACCCAGUGCGUGAAGAAGGGAAACAGCUUCGGCCUUGACAUCGUUGAGACCGAGAAAAUCUCCGCUGAGACUAUCAUGAUGGAGGGGUCUGAGAACGACGGAAAGUGCAAGUGCGGAACCAGCUGCACCUGCACCAACUGCACUUGCGGUGGCCAUUAAGACGAGAUCUUAACACGGAAUUAGUUGGUUGAUUCUUUUGUUGGCGUUGCUUGCAAGAGGGUGAUUAGCUAAUUCUGAUAUCUCUCUAUCUAUCUAUACAAUAAAAGUCAUGUAACUGUAACACUAAGUACUGUCGAAUUGUGUUUGUUCUGUGCUUGUUUGUUGUAGAGUGUAAUAUAUGGUCAGGACUCGCGACUCCAGUGAGCCUGUGACCAUGCUCUGUGCUCUGUAACUUGUUAUGAAUCUAUAAAUUUGUGUUGUGUUAUAA
Messenger RNA from Daucus carota subsp. sativus, 577 nucleotides. RefSeq names its product metallothionein-like protein type 3. Gene Ontology annotation, biological process: intracellular copper ion homeostasis. The coding region runs from base 112 to 309 and encodes 65 amino acids. The transcript has 3 exons. The record is from RefSeq and is a predicted model, not a curated record. Gene Ontology annotation, molecular function: zinc ion binding; copper ion binding. NCBI's taxonomy places the organism in Eukaryota, Viridiplantae, Streptophyta, Magnoliopsida, Apiales, Apiaceae.